GCGCACGCGCAGAUAUUUCCUCCUCUGAUCAGCUGACUGUGAGUGAGAUGCUAUGUUGAAGGACCUCUGAAUCGAAAACCUGCCAUUAUCCGCGCUAUGUAUGGGAAGCUGCUGCUGUUUAUCUGAAUUACACCGUGUGGAGCCAACGCCGACGCCGUUAAACACACCGUGAUUUCUUCACAUCACAGUCGACAAACCUCCUGCCAGCAGCCAUGACAGAAUUCUGGUUGAUCUCUGCUCCGGGGGAGAAGACUUGCCAGCAGACCUGGGACAAGCUGAUGGCGGCCACCUCACGCACCAACAACCUCUCCAAUAACAACAAGUUCAACAUCCCGGAUCUCAAGGUGGGGACGCUAGACGUCUUAGUGGGUCUGUCGGAUGAGCUGGCGAAACUGGACACUUUUGUGGAAAGCGUGGUGAAGAAGGUCGCUCAGUACAUGGCGGAUGUUCUUGAAGACAGCCGAGAUAAAGUCCAGGAGAACUUACUGGCCAAUGGAGUUGACCUGGUCACCUACAUCUCCAGAUUUCAGUGGGAUAUGGCUAAAUAUCCAAUCAAACAGUCACUGAAAAACAUCUCUGAGAUCGUCUCCAAGCAAGCGAGCCAGAUAGACAACGACCUGAAGGCCAGAGCUUCGGCCUACAACAACCUGAAGGGAAACCUGCAGAAUCUGGAGAGGAAGAACGCAGGGAGCUUGCUGACCAGAAGUCUGGCUGACAUAGUGAAGAAAGAGGACUUUGUACUGGACUCAGAGUACCUGAUUACCAUGCUGGUGGUUGUCCCAAAGACAAACUACGCUGACUGGCAGAAGACGUACGAAACGCUGUCAGAGAUGGUUGUGCCCCGCUCCACUAAGUUGCUGUUUGAAGACAACGACAGCGGUCUGUUCAGUGUCACCCUCUUCAGGAAGGCUGUAGAUGACUUCAAACACAAGGCCAGAGAAAACAAGUUUACGGUGCGUGAUUUCCAGUACAAUGAGGAGGAGAUGAAGGCCGACAAAGAAGAGAUGACACGCCUGUCCACCGACAAGAAGAAACAGUUUGGGCCUUUGGUGCGAUGGCUGAAGGUGAAUUUCAGUGAGGCCUUCAUCGCCUGGAUUCACAUAAAAGCUCUGCGCGUGUUUGUGGAGUCAGUAUUGAGAUACGGGCUGCCGGUCAACUUCCAGGCGAUGCUGCUUCAGCCCAACAAGAAGAACAUGAAGAAGCUGAGGGAGGUGUUGUAUGACUUGUACAAACACCUGGACAGCAGUGCUGCCAUCAUUGACGCCUCCAUGGACAUCCCAGGCCUGAACUUGAGUCAGCAGGAGUACUACCCCUACGUUUACUACAAGAUUGACUGCAACCUGUUGGAUUUCAAAGUCUAAAAACAUUGCCAUUAUCAUCGUGUGCGGAAGUGUUCUGAUGUGGCACGUUCACAUCCACCAGCUUUAAUUUAUUUCCUCCCCAACCUUCUGUUUCACCCCUUUUCUCCUUGUUCUCCUUGAUUCUCGUACAUUCCUUGGCCUGCACCUAAUAAGUUGUUGGGAGUGUAAGUGCUGAUUGGCCACCAUCAGUAGGAUAGAUUAUUUCAGGUCUCUAAUCAGAACUUGACUUCUAACACAUGUGAAUACGGGCUUUCUUAUUUCCUGUUUCCUGUUUUCCUGUCUGUACCACACUUCCCAGCUUCACCCAUCGGAACGGUGUUUUUAUUGUCUCUUUCCCCCCUCUACUUUAUUUAAAGUAACUCAAAAAGGUACACAUGUGGGGGAAGUCAGGAGAAAAAUAAAUGUAUGUUAAAUAUAGUAUUUAUUUUAAGGCUCUAGAAAUCAGUGAAUAACUUUUUGUUUGUUCAGUUUUUUGACGGUGACGUGUUUUUAGCUCCAUGUAAGGAAUGCCUGUUUACAAGUAGAUGUUGACCAUUGUUUCCCCUUCUCCAGCUAUGAGCCCGUGAAACACUGAAACUGGUCAUUUUACGGUUCAGAGAAGCAAUAUGUUUGCUGGCUGUGUGCUCCUGUGAUCUCUGUAUAUUAAGCAGUUUGAGAAAAACAAAUCAUAUGUAUAUGUGCAAUCACUGUAUUGUCAGUAUAACAGAAAAUUGAACCACAUAUUUAAAAGUAAAUGUGAAAAUAAACACUCUAUGUCCAAG
This is a messenger RNA of Mugil cephalus (flathead mullet), 2122 nucleotides long. RefSeq names its product ATPase H+ transporting V1 subunit C1b (gene atp6v1c1b). Gene Ontology annotation, biological process: proton transmembrane transport. Gene Ontology annotation, cellular component: vacuolar proton-transporting V-type ATPase, V1 domain; lysosomal membrane. Gene Ontology annotation, molecular function: proton-transporting ATPase activity, rotational mechanism. The coding region runs from base 213 to 1361 and encodes 382 amino acids. Lineage: Eukaryota; Metazoa; Chordata; Actinopteri; Mugiliformes; Mugilidae. The record is from RefSeq and is a predicted model, not a curated record. The transcript is spliced from 13 exons.